Trifolium pratense (red clover) is the source of this 1253-nucleotide messenger RNA. RefSeq names its product 2-keto-3-deoxy-L-rhamnonate aldolase. Gene Ontology annotation, cellular component: cytoplasm. Gene Ontology annotation, molecular function: aldehyde-lyase activity. The transcript has a single exon. The coding region runs from base 90 to 1142 and encodes 350 amino acids. The record is from RefSeq and is a predicted model, not a curated record. Lineage: Eukaryota; Viridiplantae; Streptophyta; Magnoliopsida; Fabales; Fabaceae.
UAUUUUUGUAAAAAACAAACACAAACUCAUCACUCUCUCUACCUACUACAGUGUCUUCUUCAAGAACAACAAGACUUGAAGAAACAAAAAUGGCGAACACCACCACAAUCUCCUUCACUCUCACAACACCAAAAUCAACAACCACAUUUCUCUCUUCUCUUCCCACUAAAUCCAAUCUCAAUUUCAAACUCAACCCAUUCACUUCCUCAACACAUUUCAAAUCCAUUCCCAAUUCUUCCAUCCCCAUUCUCAAAUCCUUCCCCGACGACACCGUCAUCACCACCACCACUCCCUCAUACCGCAACCUCAAAUCCCGUCUCCGUUCCGGCGAAACCCUCUACGGCAUCUUCCUCCUCACCUUCUCUCCAACAUUAUCCGAAAUCGCCGGUCUCGCCGGCUAUGAUUUCGUCGUCGUCGACAUGGAACACGGCCACGGAAGCAUCUCUGAUGCUCUUCCAUGUCUACACGCACUCGCCGCUUCACAAACCGCCGCAAUAGUUCGUGUUCCAGAAACCACUGCUGCAUGGGCUAAAAAGGCCCUAGAUUUAGGUCCACAAGGGAUCAUGUUUCCGAUGAUAGAAUCUGGGAAAUCCGCAGCAAAAGCUGUUUCUUACUGCCGUUUUCCACCCGCCGGGCUUCGUGGCUCGGCCCAUCCGAUUGUUCGGGCUUCGAGCUAUGGUAUUGAUGAAGGUUACUUGAAUAAUUACCUUGAUGAGCUUUUGGUUAUGGUUCAGGUUGAAUCUGAAGAAGGAGUGAAGAAUGUUGAAAAAAUUGCAGCUGUUGAUGGUGUUGACUGUGUGCAAAUGGGACCGUUGGAUUUGAGUGCUAGUAUGGGGUAUUUGUGGGAUCCAGGGAAUAAGAAAGUGAAAGAGACUUUGAGGGAAGCGGAGAGGAAGGUUUUGAAGAGGAAGAGUGAAAAAGAUGAUGUUUUUUUGUCUGGUUUUGCUUUGCCGUUUGAUGGGCCGAAGGAUCUUCGGUCGCGUGGUUAUCAUAUGGUGUCGGGUGCUUCUGAUGUUGGUUUGUUUAGGAAUUCGGUUGUUGAGGAUGUUUUGCGGUUUAAGGAGAGUUUGGUUGAGGAUGGUUCGGAUAGUGAUAGGGAAGAAUUGGGUAAAGAUGCUGAUGAGAAGUAUUGGAGUGAAUGAAUGAGAGAUUCUAUUUUGUUCGGUGCCUUGUUUUAUGUAAAAUUAUGUGAUGCAUUGUUGUUAGUUAUGAUAUGCUUUUGAUCUUCAAUGAAAAUAAAUAACUCUUUGUGA